This is a messenger RNA of Hibiscus syriacus, 575 nucleotides long. Its product is annotated as late embryogenesis abundant protein-like. The transcript has 2 exons. Gene Ontology annotation, biological process: response to water. NCBI's taxonomy places the organism in Eukaryota, Viridiplantae, Streptophyta, Magnoliopsida, Malvales, Malvaceae. The record is from RefSeq and is a predicted model, not a curated record. Bases 21 to 506 code for a protein of 161 amino acids.
CUAAAUCUUAUACGAAAAGGAUGGCUGAUUUAAGAGAUGAACACGGCAACCCGAUUCAACUCACCGACGAACACGGCAACCCCGUUCAACUCACCGACGAACACGGCAACCCCGUUUAUGUCACCGGUGUAGCCACCAAGAAGAAUCCGGGCACUACUACGACGAUGUCGAGUUUAAUGGGACAUGACACUGGCUCUGCCGCCGACCACACACAACAGCAGUCCCUGCAUUUGGGAGUUGCCGGCGGCGGAGAAAAGAUUCACCGCUCCAACAGCUCGAGCUCGUCGGAGGAUGAUGGGAAGGGUGGAAGAAGGAAGAAAGGGAUGAAGGAGAAGCUACCAGGUGGCAAGUUUCCGGAGGAAGAGCAAUCGGGAACCAAAACUGAGGCCAUCAAAACCACCACGACCUCCACCACACUGGGCCAGCACAACGGCGAAGGGCACGAGAAGAAGAGUGUAAUAGAGAAAAUAAAAGAGAAACUACCGGUCAUCAUGGUCAUACAUUGAAAAAUUGCUCUGUGAAAUUAAAAUAUUUUCUAUCGUUGAUUUUAUUUUUCUUAUGUUGUGUUCUAUAAU